This is a messenger RNA of Prunus persica (peach), 1404 nucleotides long. Its product is annotated as alcohol dehydrogenase-like 7. Gene Ontology annotation, molecular function: S-(hydroxymethyl)glutathione dehydrogenase [NAD(P)+] activity; zinc ion binding. Gene Ontology annotation, biological process: formaldehyde catabolic process. The transcript has 10 exons. Gene Ontology annotation, cellular component: cytosol. Bases 154 to 1320 code for a protein of 388 amino acids. Lineage: Eukaryota; Viridiplantae; Streptophyta; Magnoliopsida; Rosales; Rosaceae. The record is from RefSeq and is a predicted model, not a curated record.
UUAUUGCAAUUAUUUUUCUUUAAAAACUACUCCUUGGACACCGAAGUCUCAGCCGUUCAAGCAUGUCCUAUACACAAUACACACUCACAAGAAGACUGACAGAUUAGUCCGGGGAAGAGAGAGAGAGUGUGUGUCUGUGUUCUUGUGGCCUCUAUGGAUGAUGAGAAAUUGCCAAGUGAAAGCCGAGGGAAGCCUAUUCGAUGCAGAGCUGCUGUGAGUCGCAAACCAGGAGAGCCUCUAGUGAUUGAAGAGAUCAUGGUGGCACCCCCGAUGCCUCAUGAAGUCCGUAUUCGAAUUAUAUGUACCUCUCUGUGUCAGACCGAUCUCUCCUUCUGGAAAAUGAAGGACUUCCCCGCAAUUUUCCCAAGAAUUCUUGGUCACGAAGCUAUUGGGGUUGUGGAGAGUGUUGGGGAGGAUGUCAAUGAGGUGACUGAGGGAGAUACCGUCAUCCCAACAUUCAAGUCAGAAUGUGGAGAGUGUGCAGAUUGUAAAUCGACAAGGAGCAACCUAUGUGCAAAAUUCCCCAGGCCCUCAAUUUUUAUGCCAAGAUACGGGACGAGCAGAUUCACAGACCUCAGUGGGGAAGUUCUAUACCAUUUCCUCUCCGUGUCUAGUUUUACUGAGUAUACAGUGGUAGACAAAGCCCAUAUCACAAAAAUUGACCCUGCAAUACCACCAAGCAGUGCCUGCCUCCUGAGCUGUGGAGUAUCGACCGGAGUUGGUGCUGCUUGGAGAACAGCAAAGGUGGAGAAGGGAUCAACUGUUGCUAUAUUUGGGCUGGGUUCCAUUGGAUUAGCUGUCGCGGAGGGAGCAAGACUUUGUGGUGCAGCCAGAAUUAUUGGCGUGGAUGUGAACCGAGACAAAUUUGAAAUUGGAAAAAAGUUUGGACUCACUGACUUUGUCGACCCUGCGAAUUGCGAGAAUAAUUCUGUGAGCGAGCAGGUAAUCAAGGAAAUGACUGGCGGGGGUGCAGACUAUUGCUUUGAAUGUGUUGGGCUGAUAACACUGAUGCAAGAAGCUUACGCUUGCUGCCGAAAGGGUUGGGGAAAAACAGUUGUUUUAGGCAUGGACGGACCGGGCUCACAGGUGACCCUUCCCUCUCUUGAUAUCAUUUUUGGCAAAACCCUCACGGGAUCCUUAUUCGGAGGACUCAAACCUAAAUCUGAUAUCGCUGUCCUCAUCAAUCGAUACAAGGACAAGGAACUACAACUUGAUGAGUUUGUGACACACGAGAUCAGGUUUGAAGAAAUCAACAAAGCUUUUGAUUUACUCAUUGAAGGGAAAUGUCUCCGAUGUGUAAUCUAUAUGACCAAUGAAUGACUUCUGUUAGAAACAGCCUGUACUUUAAUAUAAACUCUAGGCUAAUUAACAAUAAGCAAGCAAAGGUUUCAGUGUUUAAGUAAA